AUGCGAAAGUUGGAAUGGGACGACAUGGGAGUGAAGGUUGAUCGUCGGCAGCUACAACAUUUGCGCUUUGCUGAUGACAUCGUACUGAUAACACCUAGCAUCAGUCAUGCGGAACGAAUGCUGACCGAAUUCGACGAAACAUGUGGAUGCAUCGGUCUUCAGCUGAAUCUGCAAAAGACGAUGUUCACGCGGAACGGAUGUGUCUCGGAUGCCCCAUUCACGCACAACGGAGCAAACAUAUCCCAAUGCACCAGCUACGUUUAUCUGGGUCGGAUAUUGAACAUGAUGUACGACCUGACAUCGGAGCUAGGCAGGAGGAGAAGAGGCUUGGGGAACGUACAAGAGCAUCGAGGAUGUAGUGAAGAAGACCAGGAACACCCGGCUCCGUGCUCACCUCUUCAACAUCACCGUACUUCCUGCUUUGACCUAUGCUUCGGAAAGCUGGGCAUUUCGCAACCAGGAAGAAAACGCAGUGAGCGUCAUUGA
Molecule: messenger RNA, 486 nt
Organism: Necator americanus (New World hookworm)
Lineage: Eukaryota; Metazoa; Nematoda; Chromadorea; Rhabditida; Ancylostomatidae
Exons: 1
Coding region: 1-486 (161 amino acids)
Source: RefSeq, a predicted model, not a curated record